Colletotrichum spaethianum is the source of this 180-nucleotide messenger RNA. RefSeq lists its product as uncharacterized. The transcript has a single exon. NCBI's taxonomy places the organism in Eukaryota, Fungi, Ascomycota, Sordariomycetes, Glomerellales, Glomerellaceae. The record is from RefSeq and is a predicted model, not a curated record. The coding region runs from base 1 to 180 and encodes 59 amino acids.
AUGGCCCGUUCGUACACCUCCGUCGGGCCGAGUUUGAUUACUUCCAUUGCCGUGGAGAUGUCCAUCCCCAACAGCAUCGGCCACCGACGUGUGUUACUCGAGGAACCCGCAAAGAGCCUCCUCGACCACAACUGCGCCGAGAUCGCUGUUGACUCUUCGACUUUUCCUAUCUUCAGUUGA